Pteronotus mesoamericanus is the source of this 2328-nucleotide messenger RNA. It is a transcript of the gene NFE2L3, whose product is annotated as NFE2 like bZIP transcription factor 3. The transcript is spliced from 7 exons. The record is from RefSeq and is a predicted model, not a curated record. Gene Ontology annotation, molecular function: DNA-binding transcription factor activity, RNA polymerase II-specific; RNA polymerase II cis-regulatory region sequence-specific DNA binding. Bases 1 to 2328 code for a protein of 775 amino acids. NCBI's taxonomy places the organism in Eukaryota, Metazoa, Chordata, Mammalia, Chiroptera, Mormoopidae. Gene Ontology annotation, cellular component: nucleus. Gene Ontology annotation, biological process: regulation of transcription by RNA polymerase II.
AUGAAGUACCUGAAGCCGUGGUGGUCCGAAAGCGGCGGCCUCCUGCAUCUCACCAUCCUGCUGAGCUUGGCGGGGCUCCACCUGGAUCUGGACCUAGAUCUCUACCUGCUGUUCUCGCCUCCCACCUUCCUCGGGGAUGAUCUACUGCUCGGGGACUGCCAGACGAGUCCCGCGUACGCGCCCAGCCUCUUCUCAGCAUCGGGAGGGCGGGGGCGCACGGACCACCUGCACCCCAAAGGCCGGGAGCCAGACCCCGCGGCGGAGCCCGAGGGCCAGCUGUUCUGGGAGGUGCGCACGCUUGGGGUCCCCUUUAUCCCCCGCACCCGUGUGGAUGCGUGGCUGGUGCACAGCGUGGCGGCCGGGGACACCGACGGCGCACACGGACUGCUAGGCGCCGCCGCCGCCUCCUCGGCCGGAGGAGUCGGCGCCAGUGCGGACGGCGGCAACCAGGCUGCGCCGGGGGCUGGCGGGGACCCCCGAGCAGCUCCGAGUAGCCCCUUGGAGGAGGAGGAGGCACCCGCGGAACCGACGGCUCAAGUGCCGGACGCCUGCGGACACGCGAGCGAGGAGAAUGAGGUAUUAAGAGCUGUGGGUCACAGUUCCCAGCAGGAGGAAAAUGAGCAAAGAGUGUCUUCAGCCCAGAAGGAAAAAUCACUACAUCAGAAGAAUGAAGAUGAAAAUAAAAGAGCAGAGAAACCCGAGUGGGAGGCAGAAAAGACCACUGAACCUAGAAAUGAGAGACAUCUAAAUGGGAAUGACACAUCUUUCUCUCUGGAAGACUUACUUUGCUUGCUUUCAUCACAGCCUGAAAAUUCUCUGGAGAGACAUCUAUAUGGCAGCCACACAUCUUUCUCUCUGGAAGACUUACUUCACUGGCUUUCAUCACAGCCUGAAAGUUCACUAGAGAGACAUCUAAAUGGGAAUGACACAUCUUUCUCUCUGGAAGACUUACUUCACUUGCUUUCAUCACAGCCUGAAAAUUCUCUGGAGAGACAUCUAUAUGGCACCAACACAUCCUUCUCUCUGGAAGACUUACUCCAGUUACUUUCAUCACAGCCUGAAAGUUCGCUAGAGGACAUCUCACUGGGCGAUAUACCUCCUCUUCCAGGGAGUAUUAAUGAUGGCAUGAAUUCUUCAGCACAUUAUAAUGUAAAUUUUAGCCAGGCUAUAAGUCAUGACGUAAAUCUCCAUGAGGCCAUGUUGCUGUGUCCUGACAAUACAUUUAGAAGAGAUCUGGUAGAAAGGACUUCACAGCCUCAAGAGCCAUUUCUGCAGUUAAAUUCUCAUACUGCCAAUCCUGAACAGACCCUUCCUAGAACCAAUCUGACAGGAUUUCUUCCACCUGUGGACCAUCAGAUAAGAAAUCUGACAAGCCAAGACUUUCUAAAUGACCUUGAUAUGAACAUGUUUGAUGAGAUAAAUUCAGUGUCUUUGGCUGCAGGUGGUUUUGAUCCACUGGAAGUUUCUCACCUUUUUAAGGAACCAGAUUCUGAUUCUGGGCUUUCCUUAAAUUCAAGCCACAAUAGUUCCUCUGUCACCAAGUCUAAUUCUACCUGUGAAGGUGCUAUAGGUUCUAGUAGUGACCUUGAAUCUCUUUCCCACUGUGAUUUAGAAGGUGCUGUAGGUGGCUACUACCCAGAGCCCAGUAAGACUUGUCCCAUGGAUUUAAGAGGUGAUUCUGGUUUUGAUCAGGACCUUGCGUUUCAACACAUACUCCAUAACCACACUUAUCACUUACAACCAAGUGUACCCGAAUCCACUUCUGAAUCUUUUUCAUGGCCAGAGAAGUCACACAAAAUGAGUAGGUACCUGAAUGACACAGACACACACUUAAGCCGCGAUGAACGCCGUGCUAAAGCUCUGCACAUCCCUUUUUCUAUAGAUGAAAUUGUCCACAUGCCUGUUGAUUCUUUCAACAGCAUGCUAAGCAGUCACUACCUGACAGAUUUACAAGUAUCACUCAUCCGUGACAUUAGACGAAGAGGAAAAAAUAAAGUUGCUGCUCAGAACUGUCGUAAGCGCAAGCUGGACAUAAUUUUGAAUCUAGAAGAUGAUGUAUGUAACUUAAAAGCAAAGAAGGAAACCCUCAAGAGAGAGCGAGCCCAGUGCAACAAAGCUAUUAACAUAAUGAAACAGAAACUGCAUGACCUUUAUCAUGAUAUUUUUAGUAGGUUAAGAGAUGAAGAAGGUAGGCCAGUCAAUCCAAAUGAAUAUGCUCUUCAGUGCAGCCAUGACGGAAGUGUUUGGAUUAUACCCAAGGAACUGGUGACCUCAAGCCACAAAAAGGAAACUCAGAAGGGAAAGAGAAAAAGUGAAAGAAGAAAUUAA